Diospyros lotus (date-plum) is the source of this 866-nucleotide messenger RNA. RefSeq lists its product as uncharacterized. Bases 22 to 606 code for a protein of 194 amino acids. The transcript is spliced from 3 exons. The record is from RefSeq and is a predicted model, not a curated record. NCBI's taxonomy places the organism in Eukaryota, Viridiplantae, Streptophyta, Magnoliopsida, Ericales, Ebenaceae.
UCUCUCUCUCUCUCUCUGAGAAUGCUAGCAGCUAAAUCUCCAAUCGCCGGGGAUCAGAUCCAACAGCCGAAAAGUGCCCGGAAGCCUCUGCAACCGAGGAAUUCUCAGGCGAACCUUCCGAUCGACGACCGGCUCAAGCUGAAAUCCAAGGCGCAAUGGAUCGACAUCUCGGUGAUGAACGAUUCGAACAAGGAGAAUUGCCACCAGCUCCAGCCGGCUCCGGCGACGGUCUCGUCGUUCGACGCGUCCCUCGCGGAGGAGCUCAGCGCGAUCCGCCAGAAGAACGAGCGACUGAGACUGGAGAAAGAGAAGACGGAGAAGAUCCUAGGGGAUAGGGACUUGGUGCUGGAGAUGAAUCUCAAGGAGCUCAUCACGAGAGGCGAAUUUCAGAAGCAGCUCGAAAUCGAGGUCGAUAGGUUGUUUCGAUUGAAAGAACUGAAGUCGUUUUGCAUGAAAAUAUCACCACAUCGAUCGUUGAGAGAGAAGGAACAGGGCAGGAAGAUAAAGGAAGGCCAAUCACAGGAAAUGGAUGCUGAAGAGUCGAUCGAAUCUACAAGUGAGAUUACAUCACCAAGUAACACUUCCCAAAUUGAUACAAAGAAAUGAAUUUUACAUUCAUAGAGGGGGUGAAUCUUCUCAAAUUAAUAGUCAACUAUGCUUUGUUGACUUGCUUUUGGAUCUGUCAUUUGUGUUGAAAUCAAGAGGUGGGAAAAAGUACUUACUAUAGCACAUUGAAUUUCUGUUCAUAGUACUGAAAAUGUUCGCCCAAUUCAUGAUUGAUGAUUCAUCUGUUGAAAUGUAAUUUCAGUUUUCCAUUGAAGCUCUAUAAAAUAUUUCUGACCGUGCCAUUGGUCUCUUUGAGUGUU